Messenger RNA from Paracoccidioides brasiliensis Pb18, 3612 nucleotides. RefSeq names its product SAGA histone acetyltransferase complex subunit SPT7. The record is from RefSeq and is a predicted model, not a curated record. Gene Ontology annotation, biological process: regulation of transcription by RNA polymerase II. Bases 1 to 3612 code for a protein of 1203 amino acids. The transcript has 4 exons. Gene Ontology annotation, molecular function: structural molecule activity; protein heterodimerization activity. Gene Ontology annotation, cellular component: SLIK (SAGA-like) complex; SAGA complex.
AUGUCUCUCGGUCAACACCACACCUGGCUUCCACCAGGCCAUCUUCGCCCUCCCGAUGACCACCACGAUUCCCAUCCUGUCGUCAAUGGCCUCUCAAAAGUCCCGUCGCGACCCCGUACUCCCCAGUUCCGAUUCCGCGCUAGCACCGACGGAGCGCAGCCCGGAAACAUGAUAUCCGAAGCUGAAACAACUCCGGAAGAUGACCCGCGUAUUGCCACCUUUAGGGAUUGCUAUCAGAAAGGCGAAGCAAAAAUUGGCGCAUUGUUUACUUUCGUCAAAGCUUCUGAUACCGGUGACAAUGAUGCUGAAGCUUCUGAAGGGGCCGCGGUCGGUGCUACCGCGGCCGACAGUCAAGCGCAAUCCUCAGCUCCUCCCCGAAAGGCAGCGCGCAAACUGGACGACGAUGACUAUGACGACUACGAUGAUGAGGAAGAGAGUGAUGGUGCUCCUCCGGUUUCCUCCCCGCUUAAAUCAAAACUCCCGGCCGCUCGACCAGAUUCCCACUCCCUGCCUUUUCCGCCUCAAAAGCAAGCGAUCACCCUAACCUCAUCGUCAGAUACCUCGAAGGAUUCAAAGAAGGAAUCAUUAGAAGAUAUCCGCAAAAAAUUGGAAGAUGAUAAAAAGGCAAUCGAAGAGACUGCGAAGCGAAGCUUUCGUUCCUUGUUUUAUACCCUAGAAAAUGACCGGGAUGCUAUGCUGGACCAGCAAAGGCUAGAGGAGUCCGAGAGACAAGUCGAGGCGGAGAUGUCCAGCCAGGGUGCGAAUAAUGCCAAUCCCGCCCAUGCUACAACUUCUGGUCAUGGAACUCUGAGCAGUGCAAACCUCGGUGCCUCAAGCUUGACCCUGAAAAAUCUUAUUGCGCGCAUCGAUAUGAAACGCAGUGAAGUUCAGGCUUCGGAUGCUGAGCUGCGAAGUUUGAUGAGCGAAGUCAGGAAAAAUCGAAGUAAAUGGGCAAGUGAGGAGAAAGUUGGGCAGGAGGAGCUGUAUGAGGCUGCAGAAAAGGUUCUCAGUGAGUUAAAAGCUAUGACGGAGCACUCUAGUGCCUUUUUGACGAGAGUGAAUAAACGGGAAGCACCCGACUAUUAUAACAUUAUCAAACGCCCGAUGGACCUGGGGACUAUGACUAAGAAGCUGAAAGCGGUCCAGUAUAAGUCAAAACAGGAGUUUGUUGAGGAUCUCAAUCUUAUUUGGUCCAAUUGCUUGAAGUACAAUGCCAACCCUGAACAUUUUCUCCGAAAACAUGCCCUCUAUAUGAGGAAGGAAACCGAGAAGCUCGUCCCGCUAAUCCCAGACAUUGUCAUUCGAGAUCGCGCUGAGGUUGAAGCCGAAGAACGAAGACUCCAGCUGGCCGAGCUUGAUGGCGCUGAAGAGAGUGACGAUGAGCCAAUUAUGUCUUCCCGGGGCCGUAAAGCUCCCGGAAUGAAAUCCAAAAAGGGAACGGGAACUGGCAGGGUGACUAUUGGAAGCGGAACGGAAGCUACUCCUGGAGCUGAUACCAAACCUCAAGGAGCAGCGACAGUGCGCGCCGAAUCAGAUGCUGCUGUGGAUGGAAGCCAGAAUGGAUUUUCCACCCCUCCCCCUGGUACUCUUACUCCUCUUGGUUCGAAUGGACUCGGUACGGGUGCUCCUGGGAGCCAAGGUGACUCGAUGGAUAUUGAUUCUUUUGGUGUCUCUGUGAACUCGACAACACUGUCGCGACCAAUGAUAGAAUUUGAAGAUCCCGAAUACAAAAUAUGGAAGCAAGUCACCAAAAAGGACAGAGCACUUCUUGCAGCUGAAAGACAUCGACUUUUCAGUGGGGAUAAAUUGAAUUCCGAUGAGCCAGCUUUGCUGAGAACGAAGGCUGGGAUGAGGCGAUGGCUUCGAAACCAAAGACAGGCUACGGAUGAGGUUGAUGGAUUGGCUGUUGCUGGACCGCAGUCUAGGGAGGCGGAGACGACCGGAGAGACCUUGGCGGAAGGUAUUGAGGAGGAGGAAGACAAAAUGCUUCCAGAUUAUUACGAUACGAUGUCAGGAAUUCCUGACCUCCCCGAACAAUUACACUGGACCGAAGACUCUGAAGGCAACGUGGUAGACCCUUCAGAAGAGUUUCUUCGAAUUCUACCGAAGGGGUACUUUACAGCUCCCAAGAGCAAGUUCACGCAGAAAAUGGACGCAAACCUGCGUCAGAUGCAAGAGACACGGAAGAUAUGCUCGAAAAUAGGCAUUGUGAAGCAGAUGCAGCUUCAAUCACAGAUGUAUCAAAAUCAAUUUCAGAAAUACAAUCCAGAGCCCUUUGUGGAGCGCGAUGUCCCAACCCAUGUGAUGAAUGACAACGGGCCUGUCAUAAGCCCAUGGGUAUGCAGAGCAGCUCUCCAACGCUCUGUUGGGAAAAUCUUCUACAGCGCUGGGUUUGAGGAGUAUCAACCAUCCGCCCUUGACGCUAUUACAGACGUCGCCGCAGAUUUCUUCUAUAAGAUUGGAUCGACUCUUAAGACAUAUAUGGAAUCACCCAAGGUUCCACGCACUGAGCAAUCCACAGCUUCAUCUCAGUGGAAAUCACCGUAUACGGCGGAGAAGAUGAUUUUGCACACGCUUCAAUCAGUCGGGACAGAUGUAGAAUCUCUUGAAAGUUAUGUUAAAGAGGAUGUAGAUCGUCUCGGUCAGAAGCUUGGCGUUCUUCAUGAACGGAUGAAGAGCCAUCUUACUGAGUUGCUGCGCCCAGCAUUUAACGAUACAGGUGGUGAUGGAUCUAGUGCCUUCCAUGAUGGAAGCGAGCAGUUCGUCGGCGGUGAUUUCGCAGAGGAUAUAGAUGAAGACUUCUUUGGAUUUAAGGAGCUUGGCCUUGACAAGGAGUUUGGACUUGCAAGUUUGAGUGUACCGCUUCACUUACUGCAGAAUAGGAUGUAUAGCGCACAUCAAGCGCAGAACACAAACGCUGCGCAAACAUCUGCUGCCUUAUUUCCACCCCCACCGCCUUACCCCCGAAUAUCUCUUCAAACACUUUCUUCGCAAAUCGGCCUGGUACAGAACUUUUUCCUUGCAAAGCUCCAUGCUAAUAACGAUGAGCCUCUGGUCGAGGAUUUGGAGUUACCUCCUAAGCAGAGGCCAACAGCAGCAAGGCCACGAGUUCCCGCAUCUGGUAAAAUCCCCCAAGCUCUUCUGGGUGCUGGAGUAAGUUCCAGUCCGCAAAAGAGACCCGCUCCACCUGCUGGACCAGGUGGUUCAAAAUUUGGGGCCUCCGAACCCAGCAAGAAGAAAUCCAAGAAAAACAGCGGGACGGCCGGACCUUCAAACGCAGAAACAGGGAAUGAUGAAUCAGCGAAUUUAGCCAAGGGUUCAACUAGCGCUAAGACUCUUGGUAAACAGAAGGUUGGUUCAAUAUCAUUUGAUGAGAAAGCUGCCACAAUAUCGUCCAUGAAGGGCAAACCCGAGGCAGCUGUGGAUGGAAUCAUUGCGGAGAGCGAUUCAGAAAUGCCACCUUCAGCUAGCAAUGCGAAUAACGACAUUAAGCUUAACGGUUCAUCGAGCGCAUUAGUAAAUGGAGCAGACGCACCGGAUCAUGCAGCGGGUGGGAGUUCCACCUCUGGGGGCGGUGCCAUGCUCAGUCCCGAGAGUAUUAGUACGCAAUGA